This is a messenger RNA of Aspergillus luchuensis, 564 nucleotides long. Its product is annotated as negative regulator of the PHO system. Bases 1 to 564 code for a protein of 187 amino acids. Gene Ontology annotation, cellular component: cytoplasm; nucleus. Gene Ontology annotation, molecular function: ATP binding; cyclin-dependent protein serine/threonine kinase activity. Gene Ontology annotation, biological process: protein phosphorylation. Lineage: Eukaryota; Fungi; Ascomycota; Eurotiomycetes; Eurotiales; Aspergillaceae. The record is from RefSeq and is a predicted model, not a curated record. The transcript has 3 exons.
AUGUUUUCAUCGUCUCAUCAGGGUUCUUUCAAGAAACUGGAGAAGCUGGGCCAGGGAACAUAUGCAACGGUUUAUAAAGGACGCAAUCGCGAGACAAACGAAUUGGUGGCCUUGAAAGAAAUCAAUCUCGACGCUGAGGAAGGCGCUCCUUCAACGGCUAUCCGGGAAGUCUCAUUGCUGAGACGCCUCACACACGAGAACAUCCUGACCCUGCACGAUGUGAUAAACGUUGAAGACAAAUUGGUGCUGGUCUUUGAGUACAUGGAUCAGGAUCUAAAGCGCUACAUUGACACUCAAAAUAGCCCCCUUGACACCGUUACGGCAAGAUCUUUUGUCUAUCAGUUGCUGCGCGGUGUUUCUUUCUGUCAUGAGAACGGCAUCUUACAUCGAGACCUGAAGCCCGAGAACCUACUCCUCAACCAGGAUGGGCGACUAAAACUUGCGGAUUUUGGACUGGGCCGUGCGUCGGUAUUCCCAUCAGCACAUUCUCGAAUGACGUGGUCACUCUUUGGUAUCGUCCCCCAGACGUGCUUCUUGGAAGUCGCACGUACAACACCAGCAUAG